CGUCAUGAGGCCGUGAGGCGCGGGGCGUGCCGGGAAAAGGAGGCCCGCGGCCGCGCGAGGCAAGCCGGGAUAGGCGAAGAUGGCGACUUCUCUCGGGGCGAACACGUACAACCGGCAGAAUUGGGAGGACGCGGAUUUUCCGAUCCUGUGCCAGACAUGCCUGGGAGAAAAUCCAUACAUCCGCAUGACAAAGGAGAAGUAUGGCAAAGAGUGCAAGAUCUGCUCCAGGCCCUUCACCGUCUUCCGCUGGUGUCCAGGGGCACGGAUGCGCUUCAAGAAAACUGAAGUCUGCCAGACGUGUAGCAAGCUGAAGAACGUGUGCCAGACAUGCCUCCUCGACCUCGAAUAUGGUCUGCCCAUCCAGGUUCGUGACGCAGGAAUCUCCCUCAAGGACGAGAUGCCCAAGUCUGACGUCAAUAAGGAGUAUUACACACAGAACAUGGAGAGAGAGAUCCAGAAUUCGGAUGGGACGAGACCAGUGGGGGCUCUGGGCAAGGCCACAAGCUCCAGCGACAUGCUGCUGAAACUAGCCAGGACCACACCGUACUACAAACGCAAUCGGCCGCACAUCUGCUCCUUCUGGGUCAAAGGAGAGUGCAAGCGAGGCGAGGAGUGCCCGUACAGGCAUGAGAAGCCGACAGACCCGGACGAUCCCCUGGCCGAUCAGAACAUCAAAGAUCGUUACUACGGCAUCAACGACCCGGUGGCGGACAAGCUGCUGAAACGUGCGGCCACCAUGCCCAGGUUGGAUCCUCCCGAGGACAAGACCAUUACCACCCUCUACGUCGGAGGUCUCGGCGAGCAGAUCUCAGAGACGGAGUUAAGGAACCACUUUUACCAGUUCGGCGAGAUUCGUUCCAUCACAGUGGUUCAGCGGCAGCAGUGCGCUUUCAUCCAGUUCGCCACCCGGCAGUCCUCAGAGCUGGCGGCUGAGAAGUCCUUCAACAAGCUCAUCAUUAACGGCCGGAGGCUGAACGUCAAGUGGGGCAGGUCUCAGGCUGCAAGGGGGAAGGAGAAGGAUAAGGACUCCAAUCUUACAGAGUCAGGGAUGAAGUUGGAGCCUGUGCCCGGGCUGCCUGGUGCCUUGCCUCCGCCACCCACGGCCGUCGAGGAGGAGGCUCCCGCUAACUUCUUUAACCUGCCGCCCAGUGCCCCGCCAGCUGUGGUGAACAUUUCGCUGCCUCCCCCACCGGGACUCGCUCCGCCCCCACCCCCAGGAUUUGGACCUACUGUAUUCCACAGCAUGCCUCCUCCACCACCUCCCUUCCUCCGGGCACCAGGACCCAUCCACUACCCAUCCCAGGACCCACAGCGCAUGGGUGCUCACACGAACAAAGCCAACAGCGCCUAACUCCCUCAAGUCUCACACCCAGUCACUCUUGCCCCCUCCGCCUGCCUUGCUAGCCGUGAAAGGGUGGUAGGGGGCAUCAGAGCUGGGUGAGCGUCGGUUUAAACUGGGCCCCCAACCAUUCCAGUGGAGUUUAUUUUUUUUAUACAUAUGUGUUGAGGAAUUAGUUUAGUUUUUAUUUCCUUCCAGUCUGUUUCAGCUGAAGAAUUCCGGUAUAGAUACUGUCUCUGUGUCGGUCAAACCUGCACAGUCUCAAUAUUAACACGAUGCCUUCAGAGUGCCCACCCAGCUUCCCCUUUCAAGGGGCUUGCUGUCUCAUACGAGACUCCCUGUGCACUGGGUUUUAGCUGGAAGUGUGUUGGCUGUGACGUGUGUACCCUCCUUUCACCCCACCGAAAGUGACGCCUUUACCACAGUUACACAGUGAAAGAACACUGAACGAGGAGAUCAUGUUGUUCGGUCUGGGUUUGCGGGACAAGAAACAUCGGAGGUCUUAACCCACAGGACUCAAGGACCAACUCUCCUUGCAUUGCUUCCUGGACCUUGCCUCAAAACGAGGGAGCAGGGAGUGUUGGCCGGGCGGGUUUUUAUUGUCUGCUUGGGCACUGGCUCCAGCAAAGUUUGUGAAGUAACGGGUCAAAGAUCUGGUAAAGAACAAUAAACACACGCCUACCAUUAGCA
Hypanus sabinus (Atlantic stingray) is the source of this 2029-nucleotide messenger RNA. RefSeq names its product RNA binding motif protein 22 (gene rbm22). Bases 80 to 1351 code for a protein of 423 amino acids. Gene Ontology annotation, molecular function: pre-mRNA binding; metal ion binding; U6 snRNA binding. NCBI's taxonomy places the organism in Eukaryota, Metazoa, Chordata, Chondrichthyes, Myliobatiformes, Dasyatidae. The transcript has 11 exons. Gene Ontology annotation, cellular component: U2-type catalytic step 2 spliceosome; Prp19 complex; U2-type catalytic step 1 spliceosome. The record is from RefSeq and is a predicted model, not a curated record.